CGUUAACCAGAUGAAGACGACGGUUCGAGAGGCAAACUUUGCCAAUUUCAAGCCUGUCUCUUCCCAGACAGCACUCCCUUUUUUCUGAAAAGAGACUUAUGCUGCUGGUCCGUCUGGGAUAAUGAGAACACUCGCAUUGAGUCCGGAUUGCGUCGUUUUUCAUCGGCAUAUCCGGAAUUUGGUCAGAGUCACAAUUCCUCGACUGUCUGUGCGAUCUCUUUCCCUGUACAUAGUCUCCAGUAACGUACAUGCUGUACUAGAUAAGGGUAAGGCUCUUCGCAGUGUUCGGGGGUCUUGCACCUCGGUUAUGAACCUCCAGCCCGAUCGCGUGACAAUAUUUUCACAUCGAUAAAUGUGCCAUUGCACGGCCGCCCUAUAAGUCCCCAACGAAUCUUCGCUUUCAGCUUUCGAUGCCUCCAAACCACCACGGUGCGACGAUCACCCAGCAGGCAACCGAGCAUGUCCCAGUUGAGGGUCCAGUGGUUGACCAUGCAAUAUCCGUCGCUGUCUCAAUAGUCGAGCAAGCUAUCGGCUUCCUAGACAUUCUUGGGACUGACGAGAGGCUCACGUAUCCAUCACAAGCCAUUCCUGGUGGGACAAUCGGUAAACACAUAAGGCAUGUUGCUGACCAUUACAAUUUACUUCUUAAGGCUGUUGUUGAAGGGAAGCUGAACGAUUUAUCUUAUGACACUCGGUCCCGCAACACACCCGUCGAAACUUCGAUUAGCAGAGCUCGGGAGGAGCUUCUAGGACUUAUAGAUCGGUUAAAGAACGUGGUCCCAACCGUACCACUUGAUGAGCCGGUAACUUUACAUGCUGUCACACCCUUCCCUGCCGUGAUGCAGACCACGUUUGGACGGGAGCUGUGGUUCACUUCGCUUCAUGCCAUUCACCAUUGGUCCAUGAUUCGCGUGAUUGCUGCCGAACAGGGCAUCGCCUCCGACGACCCAUUUGGAGUAGCCCCUUCGACUCUUGAGAGUAGGAAAGGUAGUGAAGGUCAAGACCUCAUGAAAUCGAAAAUAUGACCCUCUAUAAUGCUGGUUAUUACCCCUGCUCAACUUCCACUGAUGUUGACUGCUCGAGUGCAUUGUUCCAGAAUACCAAUCAUCUGACCCGG
Molecule: messenger RNA, 1117 nt
Organism: Cantharellus anzutake
Lineage: Eukaryota; Fungi; Basidiomycota; Agaricomycetes; Cantharellales; Hydnaceae
Exons: 4
Coding region: 411-1025 (204 amino acids)
Source: RefSeq, a predicted model, not a curated record